Messenger RNA from Lethenteron reissneri (Far Eastern brook lamprey), 4563 nucleotides. RefSeq names its product synaptotagmin-12-like. Gene Ontology annotation, biological process: synaptic vesicle endocytosis; calcium ion-regulated exocytosis of neurotransmitter. The record is from RefSeq and is a predicted model, not a curated record. Gene Ontology annotation, cellular component: exocytic vesicle; plasma membrane. Gene Ontology annotation, molecular function: calcium ion binding; calcium-dependent phospholipid binding; phosphatidylserine binding. NCBI's taxonomy places the organism in Eukaryota, Metazoa, Chordata, Hyperoartia, Petromyzontiformes, Petromyzontidae.
UCUCUCUCUUGGACGCAAAUUCUGUCUAUGUGAGCAAUCAGAACGGGCUUGCACCACCACCACCACCGCACUUUCCAGUGCCCCACUCCCCACCCCAGUCCAAGUGAACGCGGCUCAUCUAUAAAAGAGGGGCACGGAAGGGAGACCCAGGAGGAGUGCGGGUAAUAUCUGGCGGAAGAGCAAGGAGCCACUCAUGGAGUCGCCAAUUCUGUGGAACCACGAGAGCGUGACUGAGAGGCCCGCGCGCUGGGAAGGCCUCGUGGUGGCCCUGGGCGCCGUGGCUCUGAUCGUGACCGUCGCGACGAGCGCGUGGCAGCUGCUCCGCAAGGGCCGACGGCCGACCCCCGUGCCCUUCCCCAACUUCGAUCACCGCUACCUGGAGGCCAAGUAUGGCCGCGAUGGGUCCCGGCCCCACGGCAAGCGUCCAUCCUUUGACGAGUCUGCGGACCGCUGGUACGAGACCGGGGAGCGCCGCGCCUGCGCGACAUCCCCACUGCGCGUCCUCUUCUUGCGCCACGGCUACGAGGCGAUGGACGGCUCCGAUGGCCGGGCGCGAGGCCCCACGCCGCUCUCCCGCUCCGCCUCCGCCGACUCCGUCUCCUCCGUGUCCUCCGUGGCGCCCGACUUCGGCUUCCAAGACGACGGCGGCGGCGGCGAGAUGGGGGAGUGCGAUCCCAGGGUGGAGGUGGCCGUGCAAUGCGGGCAAGGGGAGCGAGGCGGUGGCGGUGGCUCGGAGCUGCGGCUCGCGUUGCUCGGAGCGCGCGGCUCCGUGGACGCAGCCGCGGCUCCGUGGAGGGUCCGGCUCACGCUGCUGGGGCAAAGCGGAGCCACUCACCUGGGCGACAGCGCGCAGAUCUCAGCUGCAGAUCCCCCAAACUCGACCGUGGAGCUGGACCAGGAGUUCUCGGUGACGAUGGAAGAAGGCGACCUGCAGCAAGGCCGCCUCCACCUCUCCGCCGUGCGGUGUGAGGGUGAGGCCGGAGUGGCCUCCGGGGGACACCGCGGGCGAUCGCGGGAGUCCGGAGACCCCGGGGGUCGCCCGCCAGAAGCGCAGCUGCACCUCUCUGAAUUGGAACUCCACGUUGCGCCGUUCGUCAGCUGGCUCUUCUUGCGCAAGUCUGGCCAGGCGGCCGAGCGCUGUGGAGACAUCCGCCUCUCGCUGAAUUACCUCCCCACAGCGGAGCGGCUGACCGUGGUGGUGGUGAAGGCGCAGCAUCUCGUGUGGCUGGGGCACAAGGCUUCUGCCGACCCCUACGUGAAGGUCUACCUGCUUCAGGGGGGGCGCAAGAUGAGCAAGGUGCGCACCGCUGUGCGCAAGGACGAGAGGAGCCCAGUCUACAACGAAUCCUUCACGUUCAGCGUGCCGCGCGCUUGCCUCCCCAAUGUGUCCGUGCGCGUGACCGUGGCUGAGCGCGCGCCCGGCACGGGGGGCCGUGCCGAGGUCGUUGGGCACGUGGUGCUGGGCCCGCGGAGUCGCGGAGCAGCGCUGGCCCACUGGACCGCCGUGCUGGCGUCGCCCCGCAGGGCCGUGGCCGCGUGGCACGCGCUCAUCCGGGGCCCGCCGGACGAGUCGGCCGAGGGGGCCCAAGGCCACCCGCAGCAGAGCGGGGGCCAGGCCUCGAUCAUCAGCAACACCGAUGACCUGCUCUGCUAGGGCGGUUUACCGCCGCCGCUGCCGUCAUCAUCAUCACCACCACCACCUCCGAUUAGUACGGUUGGCUACGUACGGUGCGAAAGAAGUUCAACAUACCCGUACAUACUCGAUGAUGUGUUAGCAUGGUUGCAUUAUCGCAUCGUCGUAGUCUUCGUCAUCGUCACGAUCACUGUAGAUAUCGGCGCUUAUCAGUCACGGUGUCAUCACGCAGCAUCAGCGGCACCGCCAUCCGUCUUCAUCAUCAUCAUCCCCACCACGAUUAGCAGCAACAGAAGGGGGCGAUACAAGUCUGCGGCUGCAGAUGCAUUCAUCACGUUCGUCCACGGCAACCAGCAUCGGAUGCAGCAACAGUAGCAGUAUUGUCAGUGAGAGUCAUUAACAAUAAUCACCAUCAUCACCAUCAUCAGCAUCGACCAGCACCAGCACCGGGUGGAGUAGCAGCAGCAUUCUUAGUGACAUCAUCAUCAACAUCAUCAACAUGAUCAACAUGAUCAUUAGCAGCAGCAUCCACAGCAGAAUUAUCAAUAGGAUGCUCGCCACUCAUCAUCGUCAUGAGCAGUGGCAUGAUCAUUCAUUCACAAAAUCACCAACAAUAAAAGCAGCUGCAUCAUCAUCAUCGUCGUGAUGGUGGCACAGCUCUGUAAUUUAAAUUAUUUUAAAGAUGCGCGUUAUACAUCUUGCCCACCGAAAAGACAAACAAGGUGGUGUUUGCAUCAAUAAAAAUAUAACAUUAUCCACUGUUAAUCCAUAUUGUGUUAUCCAUCAAUCAUUUAACUGCCACAAUCUCACCUACCAUGAUCCAUCCAUAAAAUAACUUGGCAUAAUAAAGUUUCUAACAACCUCUAUUCAAUCCGCUCCUGGAUGAAAGCCUCCCCCAUGCAGUGUCAAUCGAGGGUGGGGGGGUGGUGGGGGGGGGGUUGACCAUACUUCACCACAUUAGUCAGUGGGGGUUGGCAAAGGGUUGAAAACCCAGCACCGGGUUUUCAACCCUCGCUACACGCACACAGAUAAACAGACUGCCACCUAUAUCUGUCCGCCCAUAAACAUAUAUACAUACAAGUAGAUAUACAAUCCAUCGGUGUGUGUCCAUGCAUUAUUAUAAGUAUUACACUGGUCAACCUGAGGACGGCUGCUUGCGUUGUGGCCGAAACGUCGUGAGAAUUGUAUUUUAUUGUGUUUUAUUUUUUAUUAUUUUAUUAUUUCCCUUCUCCGUGACUUUAUCGAAAGAACCAAGAAAAAGAAAAAACACAUACUCUGAUAAUAAAUUCAUUGUCUUUGAAACUGAUUGGUCCACCCGAGAUUCAGCUUUCUUUCGAGCCUCGUCUCAAACGGUGUUAGACCAGAGGACGUCAAAAAGCUGUCUCUGGUUUGGACCAAUCAGUUUCAAAGACAAUGCAUAUAUGAUCAACCCUUAUUAAUUGGCUGUGUCGGGUGGUGGCGGCUUUAACGACACAGUUAUAUAUUUACGCAAUCUAACCCCCCCCCCCCCCCCCCAUUAUGCACUUUCAUCCUUUCCGACCGCGUUUUCACACAAACCCUUAAUCGCGUGAAAUCAUUCUACGCGUACCCAACCACUGUUUGAUUGGUCUAACAAUCAACAUUUACACUUCUCAAUCCGCUCAAGCCUCCUGUAAAAAAUCACGUGGUUUCUAUGUGGCCACUCCCACUCCGCGUUCCUCCACCGCCCCCUGUGAAAACAGACGCUGCUCCGUGCGAUGCCCUGAUGUAGCAACCUUCUUCCUAUCCUCAUCUUUACCGACCCCUUGUUUCCGUGUUUCCCAAUCGUUUUCCUACCUCUUCCCUCCCAUUUCCCAUUAUUUUAUUCAUCUCUUUUUCCGCUUCCAGUUUUCUUCUCCCCGUACAUCAUACCAUCGACUCUACCCCGCUUCCUGUGAACGUGCCAUGGGUUUAAAUGUUGCUAGUUGCCCCUAUAACCCAUGAGCCAAUGGGCCGUUGGGCGUCUCUGCUUUACACUCCGUCGACGUCUCACGCCGUUUCUACACCCUUUAAAAUCGACAGCUAGACAGCUCUACCACCUCGCGUAUGACCGUGACGAUCCACUCACAUUAUUUGUGAUCUAGGGGCAUAAAACGCUUCGGGAAAUGUCACGUUGAAAGUUUGAACCCGCCCUAGGGCGCAGAGCAGUUAACCGAUUCCCCACGACACCGUGUGUCACCACCACGUGUCGACCAAGGUCCUGUCGAUGGACGUUGUGAAGGUGGUGGGUUGGGUUGGGGGGUAUGAGCCGCCAGGGCCGCGUGGAACAUUGGCUAAGAAUAGCGCGAAGUCGCAAAAACGAGCGCGAUUGCUCAUUGCUCCCACGUCAGCCCCGCGAGUCAACGACGCCGUGCGGGUCGUCUACCAACGACUCAUCGAGACGCAGCGAGUAGCACUUGUGAAAGCCGGCACGGCACACGUGGGGGUGGGUGGACAAAACUAAGCCCGGCCGCCUUUGUCUCCCCAGUGGUGAUGUUUGCACAGCGCAACAGAGACCCACGUCGUGAGCGUGAAUGGAACUCGGGUCGCCGGGUUCGUAGCGGAGUGCACUACCCACGACACCACCGCUCUCCAUUAUACACACAAAGACAAAGAUCCCCCGUAUAGCCUGAACAGACUGUUGGGGCAAGGGCCGUUAGCGAGGACCUAUGAAGGCCGGCACGGCAUACGUGUGGGUGGGUGGCGAACACCACGCCCGGCCGCCUUUGUCUCCCCAGUGGUGAUGUUUGCGCAGCGCACAAGGUACUCAUCUCAGGCAGAAGUCGACCUAGUAGCAAUGAGAGGUACUCGACCUCGGGUCGCCGGGUUCGUAGCGCUGCGCGCUAACUGCUACGCUACACACAUCUCGUUCUCGUCUACUGCUGCACACGAUGUGGAACUCUCCCCAGUCUCCCACGCUGUUGACUUCUCCC